AUGCUGGGUGGUGAACAGUACGUCACUUUGGUGGACUCCCUUACCCGCCAGUACCUAAACCCCACCACCCCCACAACUGCUGCUGCAACGACAUUUUCCGGUGGCAUGGACUCCACACUCUCUUGGGACGUCAGUGUGAUGUCGCGGGAGAACUACGUCCGCAUGUACCCCUGGGCUCCGGAGUACGUGAAGGCCAAGUUGGGCCUUACUCGUAUUGAACAAGAGUACGCAGAGAAAGGGUGCUGGGACCACCUGCGGAACUUGGCGUUGGAGCGCGCGCGACAGAACAGCCUUUGCUCCAUCGAGCGCAUGCUUUUGUCCAUGUUUCUUUGGGACGAGGACGCUAAAAAGUCGGCGUUCUUCCUCGCGCAUUAUAUCCUCACUGUGCCGGAGGGUCUGGCGACCCUGUACCACAACGUACGUGCCCUGGAACUGGUGGAACCCGUGGCGCGGCGGCAUCAGGCGGCGACUGUGUGCGACUUCCCGGAAGCCAUAUGGUAA
Molecule: messenger RNA, 501 nt
Organism: Leptomonas pyrrhocoris
Lineage: Eukaryota; Euglenozoa; Kinetoplastea; Trypanosomatida; Trypanosomatidae
Exons: 1
Coding region: 1-501 (166 amino acids)
Source: RefSeq, a predicted model, not a curated record